This is a messenger RNA of Akanthomyces muscarius, 2439 nucleotides long. RefSeq lists its product as uncharacterized. NCBI's taxonomy places the organism in Eukaryota, Fungi, Ascomycota, Sordariomycetes, Hypocreales, Cordycipitaceae. Gene Ontology annotation, cellular component: mitochondrion; cytosol. The coding region runs from base 1 to 2439 and encodes 812 amino acids. Gene Ontology annotation, biological process: tricarboxylic acid cycle. The transcript is spliced from 2 exons. The record is from RefSeq and is a predicted model, not a curated record. Gene Ontology annotation, molecular function: 4 iron, 4 sulfur cluster binding; aconitate hydratase activity.
AUGGCCGGACGCCGCGGAGGUGCCAUGACGACCCUUGUACGCUCUGCUGCCCUACGCUCCGGCUCCGGAGCCGGUGCUUCACUCAGCCUCAGGAGCAGCCGCAACACCACCGUCCGCGCCCUCUCGACCGCGACAUCGCUGCCACCCACCUACGAGCGCCUCUUCAACAAGUACACAGAAGUCCGCCGCGUCCUCGACGGCCGGCGCCUCACCCUCGCCGAGAAGAUCCUCUACAGCCAUCUCCACAAUGUCGAGGAGUCGCUCCUCACAAACACCAGCAACGGCCGCAACAUCCGCGGCGCGGCCAACCUGCGCCUCAACCCGGACCGCGUCAACAUGCAGGACGCCUCGGCCCAGAUGGCGCUGCUGCAGUUCAUGUCGUGCAACCUCGAGCGGCCCGCCAUCCCGGCCAGCAUCCACUGCGACCACCUGAUUGUCGGCUCCAAGGGCGCCCAGGACGACCUGUCGUCCGGCAUCGAGACCAACAAGGAGGUCUUUGACUUUCUCGAGUCGGCCGCGCGCAAGUACGGUAUGGACUUUUGGCCCCCCGGCGCAGGCAUCAUCCACCAGACCGUGCUGGAGAACUAUGCCCUGCCCGGUCUCAUGAUGCUCGGCACCGACAGCCACAGCCCCAACGCCGGCGGUCUGACGACGAUUACGAUUGGUGUCGGCGGCGCCGAUGCCGUGGAAGCGCUUGUCGGUGCGCCCUGGGAGCUCAAGGCGCCCAAGAUUCUCGGCGUCGAGCUGAUUGGUGAGCUCAGCAACUGGGCCUCGCCCAAGGACAUCAUCCUGCGUCUCGCCGGCGAGCUCACCGUCCGCGGCGGCACCGGCUACAUUGUCGAGUACUUUGGACCCGGCGUCGAGACGCUCAGCUGCACGGGCAUGGCAACUUGUUCAAACAUGGGAGCCGAGGUUGGCGCGACUACAUCCAUCUUCCCGUAUACCCAGGCCUCUGCACGCUACCUCGCGUCCACCCGCCGCGCCCAGGCCAUCGCCAACAUCGACGCUCUGCAGGCUUUCCCCGGCGCGGGCACAAGCGCCGACGCGCGGUUCCAGUUCCGCGCCGACGAAGGUGCCGAGUACGACGAGCGCAUCACGAUUAACCUCUCCGAGCUGGAGCCUCACAUCAACGGCCCCUUUACGCCGGACCUGUCCACGCCGCUCUCCAAGUUCAAGGACGUUGUCCGCGAGGAGAACUGGCCGGAAUCCCUCUCCGCCGGCCUCAUCGGCAGCUGCACCAACUCUUCCUACGAGGACAUGACGCGCGUCGAGUCGCUGCUCAAGGAAGCGGCCGCCGCUGGUCUCUCGCCCGCCGCCGACUUCUACAUCACCCCCGGCAGCGAGCAGAUCCGCGCGACGCUCGAGCGCGACGGCACGCUCGCGGCCUUUGAGGACGCCGGCGGCGUGCUGCUGUCGAACGCGUGCGGGCCGUGCAUCGGGCAGUGGCAGCGCCAGGACGGCGUCCAGAAGGGCACGCCCAACGCCAUCCUCACCUCGUACAACCGCAACUUCCGCGGCCGCAACGACGGCAACCCCGAGACGAUGAACUUUCUCGCCUCGCCGGAAAUCGUCACCGCCAUGGCCUUUGCCGGCACCACCACCUUCAACCCCGUCACCGACACCCUCAAGACGCCCGACGGCAAGGACUUCAAGUUCUCCCCGCCGCACGGCAAGGAGGGCCCCGAGACGCCCUUCGAGUCGGGCGUCGCCUCCCUCGGCGUGCUCUCCCAGGCCGCCGACCCCAGCGUCGAGGUCGCCAUCGCGCCCACCUCGGAGCGCCUCGCCCUUCUCGAGCCCUUUCCCGCCUUUCCCGCCUCCGACCUCUCCGGGCUGCGCGUCCUCGUCAAGGUCACCGGCAAGUGCACGACCGACACCAUCUCGGCCGCGGGGCCCUGGCUCAAGUACAAGGGCCACCUGCCCAACAUCUCCACCAACACGCUCAACACGGCCAUCAACGCGGAGACCGGCGAGGUCAACGCCGCCUACGACUUCCUCGACGGCUCGCGCGACACCAUCCCCGCGCUCGCCGCGCGCUGGAAGGACCGCGGCCAGGACUGGCUCGUCGUCGCCGAGCACAACUACGGCGAGGGCUCCGCGCGCGAGCACGCCGCCCUGCAGCCGCGCUACCUCGGCGCCCGCGUUGUCCUCACAAAGUCGUUUGCGCGCAUCCACGAGACCAACCUCAAGAAGCAGGGCGUCGUGCCCCUGACGUUUGCCGACGAGGCCGACUACGACAAGAUUGCGGCCGGUGACGAGGUCGCCACCGUCGGGCUCUACGAGAUGCUGCAGAAUGGCGGCCAGGGCGAGGUCAAGCUCAGGGUCACCAAGAAGGACGGCGGCGAGGACGUGCUGAUCCCGACGAGGCAUGCCGUCAGCAAGGACCAGGCUGGGUUCAUCCUCGCGGGCAGUGCGCUGAAUCUGCUGUCCAAGGGUGUUUGA